ACAUGCACACACUAAGCAGUGGGUGAGGUCUUGGUGUGACUGCCUCCACCAGGAAUGCAGUAGUGUGUGUUCUGAACUCACCACACACUGUACAGUCUCACCCAGGCUGAUCUGUCAGUUUCUCUCUACAUUCUGCCUGACAGAGAAACAGAAAGGCAGACACACGCACACACACACACACACACACACACACACACACACUGAUCAACUCUCAACACAUCAGAACUGAACAAGGAAAAAGAGAAGAUAAGUGGAUUUGUAUUUUCUUGGACACCUGCAGUCUUUAAGGAAAUGCCUGUCUGAAUCAGCUCCCGGUGAUAUCUCUCUCUGUUGUGGAUUUCCUGCUUACCUACUUUCUAACUGAACAAACUUCUUGUGGAUCAGGAUGGCGGACUGUGUUUGAACAUUUGAAUUCAACUCUAGCUCUACUGGAAGUGCCUUAGGCUGAUUUAAGUUUCAGAUUUGGUGCUGUAUUUUCAAGUCAAAUCUGUGUCUGUGGAGUUGAAGCUUCAUCAGAUUUUUAUUCCCUUUUCGAAACAUAUUUUUUUCUCAUUUACUUCUUUGGAUUACACAAAACAUCUAAAAUAUAUAAUGUUCAGCGAACUGCUGCUACACACACUGCUGAGGCUCAACAUGGCAUCUCCUUGCAUCACAUAGAAGAUAGAAGAUAAAAAAGUCAAUCCUUCUGCUGAGGUCCCCGCUGUAACCAUGGCGUCCCGGCAGAAGCAGCCCCAGGGGCGUAGCCUGUCCUCUCUGUUUUCUUGUUGCUUCAAAGGAAGUGAACAACCAGAGAUCACCUACUGCCAUGAUAACCUCAACACUGUGGCUAUGGAGCCCACCCUGCCCAUGCCCCCCCCUCAAGAGCUGGACUCUAUGUUCACUGAGCUGGUGGAUGAGCUUGGCCUCACAGAGGAGCACAGAGCUGCCAUGUUUUCUUUGCCAGCAGAGAAAAAAUGGCAGAUCUACUGUAGUAAAAGAAUGGAGGCAGAGGUGAAUAAGGGAGCAACCAGAUGGCCAGAGUAUUAUAUUGACCAGCUCAGGGUCAUGGCUGCUAGGAAGACUCUGCUGUCACUGGAGGAUGAUGAAGAGCAGGGAAGACAUUAUAUCGUGGAUGAUCUAAAGACAGCGCUUAGAACACAGCCAAUGAGUUUUGUGACACGAUUCAUUGAGUUGGACGGCCUGUCUUGUAUCUUGAAUUUCCUCAAGUCAAUGGACUACGAGACCACCAACUCUCAGGUCCACACCUCACUGAUUGGCUGCAUCAAAGCUCUGAUGAACAACUCUCAGGGCAGAGCUCAUGUCCUGGGUCACUGUGAGAGCAUUAAUAUCAUCGCACAGAGUCUCACCACUGAAAGCAUCAAAACCAAGGUUGCAGUGUUAGAGAUCCUUGGUGCAGUAUGUUUGGUGCCAGGAGGCCAUAAGAAAGUACUAGAAGCCAUGCUGCACUACCAGAAAUAUGCCUCAGAGAGAACACGCUUUCAGACCCUGGUGACAGACUUGGAUAGAUCCACAGGCCGCUACAGAGAUGAAGUUAAUCUGAAGACUGCCAUUAUGUCCUUCAUCAAUGCUGUGCUCAGCCAGGGAGCAGGAGAGACCAGUCUGGAGUUCCGUAUCCAUUUACGCUAUGAGUUUCUGAUGUUGGGCAUUCAGCCGGUCAUCGACAAGCUACGCUCCCAUGACAACGCCACUCUAAACAGACAUCUGGACUUCUUUGAGAUGCUGAGGAAUGAAGAUGAACUCCUGAUGUCCAAACAGUUUGAUGCUGUCCAUAUAGAAACUAAAAGUGCCAGCCAGAUGUUUGAGCUGAUCAGGAAGAAUCUGAGCCAUACUGAAGCCUACCCUCACCUCCUGUCUGCACUGCAGCACUGUCUCAUGAUGCCAUAUAAGCAGAACAGUACCACUCUUCAGUACUGGGUGUUGUUGGAUCGGAUAGUUCAGCAGCUGGUUCUGCAGACGGACAAAGGUGAAAACCCUGAUGUUGCUCCACUGGAGGACUUCAACGUGAAAAAUAUCGUGCGCAUGCUUGUCAAGGAGAGUGAGGUCAAACAAUGGAAAGAACAAGCUGAUAAAAUGAGAAAAGAGCAUCACAACUUACAGCAGCGGUUUGAAAAGAAAGAGAGGGAGUGUGAGGCCAAGAACAAGGAGAAGGAAGACAUGAUGGUCAUGCUGAACAAAAUGAAAGACAAACUGGAACGAGAGAGCAAUGAGAACAAGCAAGCUAAACAACAAGUGGCAGAACUUUCUGCUCAGCUGCAGCAGCUCAGCUCCACUUCCAGUGUUCCAGGAGGACCUCCUGUGACUUCUGGUAGUUUGGUUAUCCCUGGUCCUGUUCCGUCCGUCCCUGUUCCUCCUCCUCCUCCACCACCGCCUCCGCCUCCUCCAGGGGGCCCACCAGCUUUUGGUAUGGUUCCAAUUGCCCCACCUCCUCCACCAGGAGCUCCACUAAGCACUGCCCCGAAGAAGAAUAUUCCUCGGCCAGCUAACCCACUCAAGUCCUUCAACUGGAGCAAACUGCCUGAGAACAAGAUAGAAGGAACCAUAUGGAAAGAGAUCGACGAUCUCAAGGUGUUUAAAGUUCUGGAUCUGGAGGAGUUCCAGAAGACCUUCUCAGCUUACCAGAAACCACAAAAGGAUGCUGAGGAUGACCAUACUGUGGUUAAGAAAGUCAAGGAGCUGUCAGUGAUCGACGGUCGCCGAGCACAGAACUGUAACAUUCUGCUCUCACGACUGAAGCUGACCAAUGAAGAGAUCCGCCAUGCCAUCCUGACCAUGGACGAACAGGAAGACUUACCUAAAGACAUGCUGGAGCAGCUCCUGAAGUUUAUUCCUGAGAAGAGUGACGUCGAGCUUUUAGAGGAACACAAGCAUGAGCUGGACCGUAUGGCCAAAGCAGACCGCUUCCUUUAUGACAUGAGCAGCAUCAAUCACUACCAACAGAGACUCCAGUCUCUCUACUUCAAGAAGAAGUUUGCAGAAAGAGUGGCUGAGGUCAAACCUAAAAUCAAAGCUCUGAGUCUUGCGUCCAAGGAGGUGGUACAGAGUGGGUCCCUGUGUCAGCUCCUGGAGGUGGUUCUGGCCUUUGGAAACUACAUGAAUAAAGGACAACGAGGAAAUGCCUGGGGAUUCAAAGUGUCCAGUCUCAACAAGAUAGCUGACACCAAGUCAAGCAUUGACAAAAAUGUCACUCUGCUCCACUACAUGAUCACUGUACUGGAAAAGAAGUACCCAAAGGUGGCAAAUUUCGGUGAAGAGCUACAAAAUGUGCCAGAAGCUGCCAAAGUCAAUAUGACAGAGUUGGAGAAGGACAUUGGCAGCCUGAGAUCUGGCCUUAAAAGUGUUGAGGCGGAACUGAAGUACCAAAAGGACCAAACCUCUAAGAGUCCUGCAGAUAAGUUUGUCCCUGUGGUCAGUCAGUUUAUCACUGUGGCCUCCUUCAGCUUCUCUGAGGUCGAGGAAUCACUCAGUGAGGCCAAAGAAGUGUUGGUAAAGGCACUGAGACAUUUUGGAGAAGAUCCGUCCAAGCUGCAGCCGGAUACAUUUUUUGGGAUCUUCGACACUUUCCUCACAGCUUUCACAGAGGCCAGACAGGAGAACGAGAACAUCGCCAGACGCAAGGAGGAAGAGGAGAGACGGGCACUCAUGGAGGCACAGCUGAAGAGAGACAGGGAGGAGAAGGCAAGGAAAUCCAAAGCAAAUGAAGAAGAGGGUGGUGAGUUUGAUGACCUGGUGUCUGCUCUGCGCUCUGGAGAGGUGUUUGAUAAGGAUCUGUCCAAGAUGAACCGGAGAAAACAGAGAAGACAUGACCAGUUCGACAGCAGCCGGGAGAGGCCAGUAACAAAACUAAAUGAGUAACUGUUAAAGCCCUGCUUAAAACACCUGAAUACCUCGGUAACUCUGUGGAAGGCAUGGACUUAUUAUUUUCAUUUAAAUCCACAUUUGUAUUCAUGGGUCAUGGUUGUAUAUAGGGUACAUAUACAUACAUAUAUGUAUAUACAGUAUGUGGAAACAGUGCAACCAUUUUUGUACUUUGUUUAAGCCAUGCCCUGUAAAUGUUUAUAGGAGGCUACUGCCAGCUGUCAGUUAGCUAGCAUCCUACAAGCACCUCUAAAACUCAGUAGUCAACAUGUUAUAUCCCGCUUGGAUAAUCUGUACAAAAAAACCCCCAAAAUCUAAAAAAUUGGUUUUAUAGGGUUUAUGUGCAAGACUAUAACUUGAUGGAAUGCAGUGGCUUCCUGGAGUCUCUGGUUGGUUGCGUGGCAAUGUCACGGUAAUGACAAGACAACUAUUAAAGAAGGAGGGGUUAUUACAUCAUGGCGACAGCAUUUGAAUUUUUCAUUCAUAGUAUACACUGCUUACAGUUACAUUUAUUUUGUAAUUUAAUUACAUGUAACUAGUUCAUAUAAGUAGUAACUCGCAAAUACUGUCUCUAACAUUACAUAAUGAUGCAUGACCAAAUGGGGCAGGUCAAAUCAAUUGUCACUCGGUACGUUUACAUGACAUCCGACAAAAAUCAAUUUAUUGUGUUAGUCCGACUAAAACCGGACUUUUAAAAUACAUAUACACAUUUUAGUACUACUGAAAUCGUACUAAAUUGAAUCUCUCAAAGUCAGACUAACACACAGAGAUAAUGUGACUGGGAGUUGAAUUACUCCUGCAUGUAUACAGUUAGUCGGUCCCAAACUGGCCUAGGUGCUCUGCGCAUGCUCCACAGUUGCCACUGGAGGUCGAUUAGCAGUAAAUGCUCAAUGGAAGCAGAACACAGUAACAACAUGUUGAGAUCUAUCCAGAGCCAUGCACAUUAGGAUGGAUGAAAUACAGCUAAAGAGUUGCAAAGUUGUCCACCAUGGUACCAGUUUGCUGCUAGCUAGCCGUAGCUAACUAGUUUGAUUGUUUGGUCUGUGACGUAAUAGGUCGACUAGAGAAAGGUCCAGUACUAACAAGCUGAAAGGGGGCAUAGCUCCACCUGUCAUAGCAGAGUCUGAUAUACUUCAGUCAAUAAAUUGAUUCCCCUUCUGCACUUGUAUACUGGGACAAGGACAGCAGUCCAAUCAAAUGGCCUAGUCGAGCUGUAACCAUAGCUCCACUUAACUGCGCAUGUAAACGUACUGACUGUUUACACAUUAUAACCAGAACAAUUCAUCAGUGGCUCUGAUUAAAACGGGCUGUACUCAGUGAUAUGGCCUGUCAGAGUUAGGUAAAUAUCCUUAAGCCAAACUAAACCUUGCUGCAAUGCUAUAAUGCCCUGCAGUUUGCCUCCGUGAUAGACACUCAUACUUAUCAUUUAGCCUGUAUUAUUAGCUGACAAUAAAUAAAUUAGAAAGGCUUCAAUAUUUGCUGUCACUCACUAGCACUGCAGCUCCCAAACUGACAGAAACAAAGUAUGAGAAUUUUUUCUUACUAACGUUAAAGGUUUUAUCUCUAAAUGUAAUGUCACAACAGAGAUAUCACUAUGUAAUGUUAGCUAAACAAAGUGCAAAUAAUGGACAAGACUAUAUUUUGGCCAGUAGCGUCAUCUUCUGACAAUAACUGAUUAUCAUUGACAGUUUGAAGGUGGGUUAGGUAUUGAAAAGAAAACACAAUGUACAUGUACCAUACUACCUGCUGUUAGAAGAAAAGGAGAAUGGCCCAAAUGUAUGUUUCCAUGUUACAGAGUGAUGUAAUGACCCUUCCUUCUUUUACAGUUUCCUUACAAGACUCCAGGAAGUUGAAAACAGUUACUGUGCCCAUCAAAUUGUGUUUUGCUAAGAAACAGUACAAGCACAGAACUAUACCUAAGAUCACAAACUGUCAGUUGAGAACAAUGCAAAUGAAAGCUGUAGAGGUUUUGGGAGGCGUAACGUGACAGUUUUCAGAGCCAGGCUAGCUUUUCUCCCCUGCUUUCAGUCUUCAUGCUAAGCUAGGCUAACCACAUCAAACAAACCACAUCAGACAAAGGGACCACAGAGUUUCCCUUUAGUUUCCCCCAUUUUUAUAAAUGUUACGUAAAACGAUUACUUACUUUUAGGCUGUGUGUGUGUGUGUGUGUGUGUGUGUGUGUGUGUGUGUGUGUGUGUGAGUGAUACAUGUGGCUGCAACUAAGUAUCAUGUUUUUGAGUGUCAAGCAUGGACAAUGAAUGGUUGUCUUACAGAAUGUAUUGCUUCAUCAUGUGUUCAGAAUGUAUCUGUCUAAGAUAUUUUACAUAAUAUAAUAUAAUAUAUAACUGAUGAGUGAUGCUGAUUCAUAACAUGGGAUAGAUUGGAUAUGGAUGAAAUGUGUUAUUGUUUUAUUUGCAAUAUAUUUCUUGAGCUGGUUGAACCUUUAAUGUGUGGUGUCAUUGGUUACAGACAACAGCAGACACUGGGACUGUCUACAGACACAAUUUGUAACUGUCAUUUAUGUAACAUAAUGAAUGUAUCUAAAUGUCUGAUCUGGAGCAGAAAACAGUUCAUGUUUGUGCUGUUACUGUACAAUAAUUGCACAAUAAUAAUUUCCAAAACAGUCUCAGUCUGCAGACUGAUUUUGAGUAUUUCUAUGUGCUUUUAACAGGAAGCUUUUGUAAGAGAGAGAGACACUGUAUGUGCUCUCAGACAGAAUAUGUAAUAAAUUAUAGUGUUAUAAUAUCCCCUGUAUAUUUGCCCAAGUUUGCACACCUCUAGUUCAUUCGUGAACUCCUUUAUGAAUGUAAACAAAUCUGAAAGUUCAUCAUCUCAAACAGUUAUUGAUGAUUGAUGUACAAUGAUGAAAAAUGGAUGAUUUAUUAACUGUUGAUAUUAAAGUACAGUACAGUUUCAUCUCUGUAAAAUGUUUGUUGCUGGCUGUCACACUCUACUCCAGCCAUUCUAAGCAUUUAAUCUUUGAUGACAAUUUUUUAAAUGGCAAAUUUUGUAUUUGGUGUGGAUUGGAUUCCCUAUAAACAGUUGAUUAGAAUUAUUCUUCUCUAACCGAGGAUCAGUAUUAUCACUUGAUACAGGUAAAUAGUUAAGUGUGAUAUGGGUGAAAUGAUGAAGUCACAGGAGUAUUAUUUAUAAGAAGUCCCAUAACAAACAAAGCUUGUUCCCCGGCAGCUGUAGCUUGUCCAUGUGUCUUACUCACUUAUGGGCUGGAGUGGGUUUGGUGAAAAAGCUGAGGAAUGAGUGUGUUAUUCAGCUGCAGACAGGGCACUCAACGAAAUAUAGAAAGGGGUAUCAUAUUUGUGUUACUGCUUAUUUUAAGAAUGAGUGUAAUGUUCUGCAUUUGAACAGAAGGCACCUGGGUCAGUUUUGAGCACUACUAUCGCUGGAGUAGGAAGAAUACUGGAAAAGGCGUGCUGUAAUGUAGUCUGUAGUGGCAGGGAGGGAGCAAGACCAAGGGUCUAGCUAAUUUGAAGCUGCGGCUGAAGGCUUUUGCUCUGGUUAGCAGGAGGCUAAACUAUUAGCAACAUUUUCUCUCCACCUCUGAAAAGCUUUGCUGAUAUCAACAUGAUUUAUUUUGUUCAUUGUCGGGCUCUCUUUAAGACUCUCUUUUUGAUCAGUUCAUCUUCCUUUAUUGGGUUGCUUUGCAGUGUAGGCAAUUGUUGCCAAUGCUGGAAUAACAACUUCUUCUGCAGGAUUCUUCACCACUGAAUCAGGCUUUCACCAUCUGAAGGGACGAGCAAGUGCAUCUUCAUGGACAAAGUCUCCCAUCACAGAUUUUCUAAAUCCUGUAAACAGAGCCAAGAGGAGGAGCAGUUUUCUCUCACACCACUUGAAUUACAAUAUGUUCAAAGUUUUGCCCAAUAACGCCGAAAUAAAACUGCCUACCCCAGCUGUAGGACUGCCCGUAUCCAUCUGUCUGUGUAGAGAAUGUGGCCUUUGGAGUUGAAUGGCCUCUUUGGUUGAAACUGACACUUAACUCAUAUGUUCCAUUAUCUGGGAGCCAUUUACAUCAUAACAUGACAUUUUUAUUCCAAGACCUCAGAGGACUGUGAUGCUUCUUACUGAAGGGAGAAUGAUUCCAAUACAGGCACAAAUCUGUCCAGAAUGUGUGAGUUUCUAAACCAUGUGGGAUAUUUGGAUUCUUUGAUUUAAUGUAUAUAAAACGUAUAAUGCUUGUUCUAUCUGUGCCGCUGGCAACAAUUAAUGCCACCUAUGUCAAGCUCCCUAAAUGUUACUGAAAUUUCUUCAGUUAAUAAAAGUGGGAAUAAUGAUAAAUCUA
Messenger RNA from Epinephelus fuscoguttatus (brown-marbled grouper), 8152 nucleotides. It is a transcript of the gene daam1a, whose product is annotated as dishevelled associated activator of morphogenesis 1a. Gene Ontology annotation, biological process: actin cytoskeleton organization. Lineage: Eukaryota; Metazoa; Chordata; Actinopteri; Perciformes; Serranidae. The coding region runs from base 709 to 3852 and encodes 1047 amino acids. Gene Ontology annotation, molecular function: actin binding; small GTPase binding. Gene Ontology annotation, cellular component: stress fiber. The transcript has 26 exons. The record is from RefSeq and is a predicted model, not a curated record.